AUGCACGUUGCUAAUCUUGUAACCAUCUGCGCACUUCUACCAUCUAUCGUUGAAUGCGCUGGCGGUCAAGUUGCCAGCCAUUUCGACAGUGCAGUCUUCUACAACGUUUGCAAAGAAAAGAAUGGAGGUUAUGGACCAGGGAGAGUGACAUGGAGGACUCAACAAGCGAUGUGCGUAAGCGAGUAUAGAUUCAAAGCUCUCUGCAGGAGGACAGCUCCAAACCCUCAAGAGAAUCACCAGGAAUGGUACGAAAGGGAUUGCAGCGACAACCCCAAGUUCCAAGUGUUCUGUUUCCCGAGCAGUAUCAACUCAGAAAAGAAGCCGGACAACGCAUGCAGAGACCUAUUCCAAGGACAAGGUUCCAAGCCUCCAAGAGAUACGGAUGGAGUUGCGUGUUCGUCAGGAUUGAAGUUCGACGAGACAUUGACGACCUGGAGCACGAUCGUCUUCACAGACGAAGGAGCGGCCUCCGACGUUCAAGGAUGCUGGACUCAGCACAGUGGUGAAUCAUCGAAAAGACUCAAUACGCAUUAUCCCUGUGAACACGAUUCCAAUGUGCUUACGUUCGAAGCUGGCAAGACAUAUCAAACCUGUAUCGAAGCCAACGAUGAUUCUCCAAAAAGGAUUAACUGGAUCUGGAGGGUUACGAGCCCGUUUGGUCAUAAAAAAAGAGACGUUACUGCUCCUUACAAAAGCUUUCUGGACUCGGUCCAGAUCAAUCGCACUAUGGCGUCUGAUCUAGAUGCUCAGAUUGUAAUCGAGGAUGAGGCUCUAUUCGAUAGUGUAGGUAGUUUUGUAUCCUCUUUUACCCGACAAUACACCCCGAUAAUAUGCGACCAACAUGCGACGAAACGCGACUCCGCAACAGAUAUCCAUCUUUUCAACGCUAUUAAACAGAUUGGAGAUCGUAAAAGUUACGCGGUAGCUAAACGUUGUAUUGAUGCCGCUAUGCACAGCACUGUUGCCUUCGACGUAACAAACAUACAUGAUACCGCGUAUACGCAAUUUGGAAACAUGCUGAUUCUCUCUGUAAUCUACAACAGCCCUUACCUAGGGACUCUAGUAUCAAAAGAUAAGUUCAAAAAGCUGUUGGAGCGUACUAUAGGCUUUCUGCACUGCGAAAUUCUUGAAACCUUGAACAACAUCUUGUUCGGUGUAGGGGAAGACAUCAAGCCUAGAUAA
Molecule: messenger RNA, 1182 nt
Organism: Sphaerulina musiva SO2202
Lineage: Eukaryota; Fungi; Ascomycota; Dothideomycetes; Mycosphaerellales; Mycosphaerellaceae
Exons: 5
Coding region: 1-1182 (393 amino acids)
Source: RefSeq, a predicted model, not a curated record